UUAUUGUACAGCUAAAUAUAUGAAACUCUGUUAAUUUUUUUCAGAUGAGUUUAUUAGUACAUUUUAGGAGUACAUAAUGUUUACAUUCUAUUAGGAACUUGGCCAAGAUCCCCAACUCCCUGUAUGAGGGCUAUGGUAAAGGUUAAAUAAGAAACAGGGACAAAUUUAGUAAUGCAUGAUGGGGGUUUGGGAGGUUAGUGUCUCAGGAUGGGCAAAGACCCGUACUUCAUUUUUUUUUUUUUUUCUUUUUUAUUAGUACCGAGGAUCGAACUCACGACUGCCUGCUUGCAAGGCAGGUGCUUAUGCCGCUGAGCUAAAUCCCCAGCCCCUGAGCUAAAUCCCCAGCCCCAAGACCCGUACUUCAAACCAGCCAUUAUUUAUUGGGUGUGUACAGCGUAAAGAUUAGCUGAUACUCUUAAGAUACUAAUAAAUGUGGAAUGACUCAAGAGGGUGGAGAUGAUUUUAAAUUAAGAAGGAUCUUGCUCUGGAGUGUUCCUUUUCAUAUUAGUAGUUUUAGCUUAGUCUUUGUUUAGUCUUAGUGGGUUGGAGAGGAUGGCCUAUCUCAAGAGUUAAUGGGAAGUCUCAAAAGGAUGAUAUCCUAAUCCCAAGCCUCCAUUUAUCCCUUAGGGAAGUAUUCAAAAUUAGGCAUUGUGAAUUCAUGGUCCCCAGUAGCAUUCCUUAUAUAGAGCUGGUACAUGUACACAACACAUUUUAAUUCCUUUUUCCAUUUUGUGCCCCUCCCCUGCUUCCCUCCAUCUCUUUAUCCCCUCCCCCUACUUUGAGAAACCUGUCUCUUCCUAUUGUCUUUUAUUUCCCUCUUUAUACUUUGGUUUCCCAUAUAAGAGAAAUUAUAUGAUAUUUAAGCUUGCAUGUCUGAUUUACUUAAAAUUAUAGUCUGUAGGUAUGUCCAUUUUCCUACACGCAACUGAAGAUUUUUAAAAUAGUAGAAUAGUACUAUGUGGAAAUACCACAUUUUCUUUAUCCAUUCAUGUUUUUUUUUUUUUUUUUUUUUGGUACCAGGGAUCGAACUCACAACCACGCACUUGCAAGGCAGGCACUUAUGCCGCUGAGCUAAAUCACCAACCCUAUCCUAUCCAUUCAUGUGUUAAUGAACACAUAGGCUUGGUUACAAGACUUUAGCUAUUGAGUUGUACUGCUAUAAAUUUAGGUAUGUGUGUAUCCCUGUGGUAAGGUGGCUUUUACUCUUUUUGAGAAGAUACCCAAAAGGGGAAUGGUUGGGUAAAUGGAAUUUCUAGUUUCAGGUUUUUAAGACAUCUCAAUACAUGACACAUGUCAGUGUCAAAAAUUGUUGUAAGUGAACUGUUGGUAGUGUAUCGACAAACUUAUUCCCAAACUAUUUACAAUUUACUCCUGGGUAGUAAAUGUGUUUAACUUGUAUGUUAAGAAUGAAAAAAAAAAAAAAAAAAAAAAAGCCCAGUAUGGUGGCACACACACAUGAUCCCAGCACUCAGGAGACUGAGGGAGGAUUGCCACAAGUUUGAGGCCAGCCUGGGCUAUGUAGUAAGUUCAGGGAGAACCUGUUUUAAAGAAAAAAAAUUACUAGAAUUGUUUAAAGGUGUUUAGAAAAGAGAUUUUAGAACUGGGUCUACAGGUUAUAAGAAGAGAAUGUGCCCCGCAUGCCAGAGGCCCUGGAUUCAAUACCUUGUUCCAAAACAAAAAUGAGAUUUUCAAGAAAUAAAAGGAACAGAAGGUUGUCAGUUUUUCUGUUGUUGAAGAAUUAAAAAAUCUUAACUUUUUCUUGUGCUCAAAUUUUGAGUUGUGCACAUGUGCAUGUGGUGUGUAUGCAGUAUUGUUUUAAAUCAAUAAAAACCUGGAGUGCAUUUGAAGAAUUUAUGUGUAAAGAUUGAGUGAAUAUUGUGUCAUUUUGUUUUGUUUUAGAAUAAUUCUAGCAUAACACACAUGUCCAACUUUAGUAAAGAUAAAACAAAAUGACAUUAGCUAAGGUAUAGCUUUUUCUUCCUCUUCUGUCUUAGAGAUAUAGGGGAAUAAAAUUCCCAACCUACCAUAUUUGCACUACAAGUUUGUGUUCUCUAAAAUCAAAGAAUGAAUUUUAGGAACAAUGGAGGUUAAGAGUAGAAAUAUUUAUUGAGAGAAGAAAAGUUUCUGUCUGAGAGACAGACAGAAAGGGUCCUCAGUGGGUUGCCAAAAAAAUCUGUAUUUUCUAGGGGUUUUUAUAGAGUAAAACCAUGAGGUGAGGCAGGUCUAAAGGUGGGGAAACUAGGAAUUCAUGAAGCAGACAGGCAUGAUGUGGUACAGAGCUGUGGUCAACCAGUAAAUUUUAUUGUUUAGGUAAAAGUGACUAAAUUAGGGACAAAUGGGGAAAGGAGUCAGAGUCACAUAGCAACAGACCAUUCUUAAUCAGUGACUCUUCCUUAUAGGGGGUUGGGAUGGAUGGAGACUCCUGGUUUCUCAAGAUGAUCCAUACCUAAUCCCUAAGGUUUACACUUAAGGGUGUGUUUGCAUUUGUUUUGCUUUCUGUCUUGAGGUCUGGCCCAUAGCAAGAGGCGUAUGUCUCCUCCAAGGUCAUUAGACAUCUGGUCCUGUGUACUGACUUCUUUGAGGGUCUAGCCCUGUCUGGCUGCCUAUAAUAUUUUUAACUAGCUGCCUAUAACACGAAGACUGUACCAUUGUUAAUGCUGAGAAACACUGUCAGAAUAUUAAUUUAAAAUCUCUAUUUUUGUGGUUUACAAUGAAGAUACAUGUUACAUAUGUAAUGGAAAAAUUAUGGAAACUGGAAUAGAAAUACUGUGACAUAACAGUUAAUGCUUUUAUUUGGGACUUAUUCUUUGAUAGGAUUUUCGGCAUGGAAGGGAACCAUCUGAUAGAAUUUUUGGCAUAGCUAAAAGGAUAAGAAGUAUGAAAUAAAAAUGGAAUGGCCUUUGUUUUAAGAAUGUGGAGAGAGACUCCAUGAUCCUCUGGGAUCUGGAAUUCUCUCUGCUAGAGUCGUGGUGUGGGGGCAUACAUGUAGCUUAGGUUUGGGGUGGUGCCUAAGGGACAUUAGUGAUGCACAGGUAGCCCAUUGGUAUUCAUUUCAUACCACAGGUAAAUUGCUUAGGGGCAGGGAAAGGUGGCCUCAGGAUAGAGUCCCUUGGUUUCACCUCCAAGGCUUCACCCGCUACAGUGUCCCAUUUGGGGCAAAAUCCUUUCACUAUCUCCUUCCUUAAAUGUAGGUGAAAUUUUAUUUAAUUCUCUUUGAUUCAGACGAUAUAAAAAUAUCUUAAAAGAAACACAAAAAAUCAAAUUCCUUAUAGAAAUCUUUCUCUUUUCCAUAUUUUUAUAGUAGCUAUUACUUUUUCAAAAGUCCUGUGGCACCCCCAGAAAAAAUGUGUUGAAAUGGUUCAACACAAUGUCAAAGAUCUGUUUGAAGUUAAUAAUUGAUAAAGUUCAAAUAAGAUAGGUUUCCUCCCCUCUGUGUCUUAAAUGUUUGUUUCUUUUUUGCUUUAAAAACAAAGGCAUUGGUAGAGAUGAACUUAAGGAGAUUGUUAGAGACGGAUAGUAAGUCUUUAAGAUCUGUAAAUGGCUCUAGAAGAAACAGUGGCUCUUCUCUUGUAUCAAGUUCAUCAGCUUCCAGCAAUCUCAGCCAUCUUGAAGAAGAUUCUUGGAUUCUUUGGGGAAGAAUUGUUAAUGAAUGGGAAGAUGUACGCAAAAAGAAGGAAAAGCAAGUUAAGGAACUUGUUCGUAAAGGGAUACCCCACCACUUUAGAGCAAUAGUUUGGCAACUUUUAUGCAGUGCACAAAGUAUGCCAAUUAAGGAUCAGUAUUCAGAACUCCUAAAAAUGACCUCACCUUGUGAAAAACUGAUCAGAAGAGACAUUGCUAGAACUUAUCCUGAACACAAUUUUUUUAAAGAAAAAGAUAGCCUUGGACAGGAGGUUUUAUUUAAUGUAAUGAAGGCGUAUUCUUUAGUGGAUCGUGAGGUUGGUUACUGUCAAGGAAGUGCUUUUAUAGUUGGAUUAUUGCUUAUGCAGAUGCCAGAAGAAGAAGCUUUCUGUGUAUUUGUUAAAUUAAUGCAAGACUAUAGACUUCGUGAACUUUUUAAACCAAGUAUGGCGGAAUUGGGCCUUUGUAUGUACCAGUUUGAAUGCAUGAUACAGGAACAUCUUCCUGAGCUCUUUGUACAUUUUCAGUCUCAGAGUUUUCAUACCUCAAUGUAUGCAUCAUCCUGGUUUUUGACUAUCUUUCUUACAACAUUUCCACUACCAAUUGCAACAAGGAUAUUUGAUAUCUUUAUGUCUGAGGGUUUAGAAAUAGUGUUUCGAGUAGGAUUAGCACUUCUUCAAAUGAAUCAGACAGAAUUAAUGCAACUUGACAUGGAAGGGAUGUUACAGCACUUUCAGAAGGUCAUUCCACACCAGUUUGAUGGUGGUCCAGACAAAUUAAUCCUAGCAGCUUACCAAGUCAAAUACAACUCAAAAAAAAUGAAAAAGCUCGAAAAAGAAUAUACUACAAUAAAAACUAAAGAAAUGGAAGAGCAAGUUGAAAUUAAAAGAUUACGCACAGAAAAUAGACUUUUAAAACAACGCAUUGAAACAUUAGAAAAAGAAAGUGCUUCCUUGGCAGAUAGAUUGAUACAGGGACAAGUGACAAGAGCCCAGGAGGCUGAGGAAAACUACCUCAUAAAACGGGAAUUGGCCACCAUCAAACAACAGAGUGAUGAGGCCAGUGCUAAGCUGGAGCAAGCUGAAAAUACCAUCAGGAAGCUCCAGCACCAACAACAAUGGCAUAAAUGCAGUUCCAACUACAAUGAAGAUUUUGUGCUACAACUAGAGAAGGAAUUGGUUCAGGCCAGACUGAGUGAAGCUGAGUCUCAGUGUGCACUAAAGGAGAUGCAAGAUAAAGUUCUGGAUAUAGAGAAGAGGAACAACUCUUUUCCUGAUGAGAAUAAUGUUGCAAGACUUCAGGAAGAACUCAUUGCCGUGAAACUGAGAGAAGCUGAGGCUAUUACGGGUUUGAAAGAACUUAAACAGCAAGUCAAGGAUCUGGAAGAACACUGGCAGCGCCAUUUAUCUCGUACUACUGGGAGAUGGAAAGACCCUCCUAAGAAAAAUGCUGUGAAUGAGUUACAAGAUGAACUUAUGAGCAUUCGACUUAGAGAAGCUGAAACACAGGCAGAAAUUAGAGAAAUAAAACAAAGGAUGAUGGAAAUGGAAACACAGAACCAAAUUAAUAGUAAUCAUCUUCGAAGAGCAGAACAGGAGGUGAUCAAUCUACAGGAAAAGGUGCACUAUCUUUCUGCCCAGAACAAAGGACUACUUACUCAAUUAAGUGAAGCAAAGCGCAAACAAGCAGAGAUUGAAUGCAAGAACAAGGAAGAAGUAAUGGCUGUGCGACUCCGAGAAGCAGACAGCAUAGCUGCUGUGGCUGAACUACAGCAACAUAUUGCUGAGCUUGAAAUCCAGAAAGAAGAAGGAAAACUUCAAGGACAGCUUAGCAAGUCUGAUUCUAACCAGUACAUUAGGGAACUGAAAGAUCAGAUAGCAGAGCUGAAUCAUGAGCUCAGAUGCCUAAAAAGCCAGAGGGGCUUCUCAGGCCAACCUCCUUUUGAUGGAAUCCACAUUGUCAACCAUUUAAUAGGAGAUGAUGAAUCAUUGCACUCCUCCGAUGAAGAGUUUAUAGAUAAUUCUUUACAGGAAAGUGGCAUUGGUUUUCCUUUGCACAGAAGUUCUGUUCCAGUGUCUUUGAAUCCCCAUGUGGCAGAUGGUAGUGAAAGCGAAACAGAAGACAGUGUGCUACAGACCAGAGAGAGGGAUCAAGCGGUUUCAAAGGAACGGGCCCCACGGAGAGAGUCGUAUUCAACCACUGUCUGACCAUCACUGUGACCUAGACUGGAUUUCUUAAAGGGAUCAGAUGCCAUAUGAUUAGGGGUUUUUGGAACAUACCUGUUUCAUAUGUACAUAUAUUAUGUUUUGCAAUCUAAUCUACCUUUUAUCUUUGCCAAAUCUUCACCACUGAUUUUCCAUUGCCAGAAAGUAGACUGGAAUAUGGUUAAUGGGUAAAAUAAGAUUUUAACAGUAUUACUGAAUAUUAAUGUUUCUUGUUUAUAAACUACAACUAUAACCAAACGAGAGCCAUUUUGAAGUUCAAAAACUAUGGAAAAUUUAAUUUUCUCCAGACAAACUGCUCUUGUGCAAUAUUUUAUGCUCUGUGAACAAAUUGUGUAUUUAUGUCUGUCAGUUGUUUCUCAAGGUGGCAAUCUACAGAUGUAUGACCAAGAUAGAUACUUGAUUUUCUUGGUUUGGUGUGUAUGUGUUGUGUGCACAUGCACGCACGUGUGCAAAUGUGUCUGUGGAAUAUUUUUUCACUAAAAUUACCAUUUUAUUAGUGGUCCACUCAUGGUUCUCAAACACAAAGCUUUUUUUCUGUAUAAUUUUAUAAAUACAAUUUAACUUAUCUGUUUUGGGAGUUUUUUGUUUUAAUUUUUAAUUUUAUAUGUGCCUAAUGCUUCCAUGUGUUGGUGACCUGUCAGAAUAAUAGGUUAACUGCAAAUAUUUGUACAUAUUUAUAUAUCUAUACCACCCAACAUUGAACGUCAUUUUAUAUGAGGAACAUAUAUUUGCAAAAUGAUUGCUUGCAACAUUUUAGCAGGAUGUCUGUAAAUAAUAGGUUAAAAAAAACACUUUAAAAUAAGACACUAAUAUUUUAAUAGCUUUAAUAUUUUGCUUAGCAUUCAACACUACCAGAUUCAAAACUUGUUGAAAAGCACUAUUGAGAAUAUCUUCAUGUAUAUGCCGCUAAUAAGUUUUUCAUGAUUAAAAAGGUUAUAGCACAUUAAUUAGUGCUAAUGUUCUACUUACUAUAAUUUAAACAGUGGGCUAAGAUCAAAGAUACAUAGCAUUUAUAUCUGCAAAUCUAUGAACAUUAUCUUCAGAUGGUCUAGUUUCUAUCAAUAGAUAAAGCCAUAAGAAUCCUUUUAAAUUCUUUUGUAUCAUUUAGACUUUUUUGAGAAAAACUAAAUGCCUGUUAUUGUAAAUUGGUGGGAACAACUACUUAUGCUUAGUCUAUGAAAAGACAAAAGGAAUGUAUUGACUGAAUACUUUUCAUUCUCAUUUUCAUUAGCAGCCUGUGGAAAGGACAGCCAUUGACAAUAGAAAAAAGCAGAAUUUGGUUUGUAUGAAAGUGUAUCUUUGUAGAGUAUUACAUAUGUGACAGCAUAAAUGAAAUAAUUAUGAUAGAAUGGAGAAGAGACAAGUAGUUUUCUAUCUAAAACCAGAAGUUAAGCCUUAUGCUGCAGUGUCGAUUGUUUUUCCAGGAAAGCUUUUGUAGCUUUGUCUGACUGAUAAAUGAGAUGGAAAACAUGCCUUCUAUGUUUAAAUUCUAGUGGUUAAAUUCUACUGGUUAAUGGUGACAAGGUAAUAAUUAGAGCCAAGAUUCAAAUCCAGAUCUUCUUGACACCAGAACUUUUUAAAAGAUCCAGCUAAUGAAUUUCUCAAUUCCCUGUUCUUCUGACAAUAUGACUUAAAUAAAUUUGAUUUAAAUAUAUUUCCUGAAUAUCUGCACUCAUAUGCUCCACAUAACUUAUGAAUAUAGAUUCUCCUCCUAGAAUUAAUACACUAUCUGGAACCAUAGUGCUUUGGGGAUUCUCUUUUGAAGUUCUUUACUAUCAGCUUAAAAGGCUUUCAAAUGCCCAAGUGAAAUAAGAUGACUCACAGCCCUGUUAGUGUCUUAAACCCUACACCAGGAAACCUGAAUGGCUCUAGAGAUGUGGUAGAGCAUUUGUCCAUCAUGUACAAGACCCCGAGUUUGAUCCUUAGUACUACAAUAAAUAAAUAAUAAAGCUCUGAGUAAGUGAUUUACACAGGAAUCUGCUGCCCAAGGUUAAUUCCAGUCAACUGCAUGCUUUUUACAUUUUUAAACAGUUUAGAAAACACUCAAAAGAAUAAUAUUUUGUGACAUAAAAAUUAUAUAAAAUUCAAAUUUCAGUGUCCUUAAAGUUUUAUUGAAACACACGCUUAUCUGUUUACCAUAUGUUGUGGUUGAUUUUAUACUAUAAUGGCAGAGUGGAAUAGUUGCAAUGGAGACCAUAUGGCCCACAUAGCAUAAAUAUUUACUCUCUGGCCCUAGACAGAAAAGAUUUGAUAACCCUUGCUCUAGAUACUCCAAAAGUUUAAUUUUAUUAGUUUAGUUGAGCUUAAUAGAAAGCUGAAAAUUGCUUACUGUUGCACUAAUGAUUUGAAAUCUUAAAAUUUCCUCAUGGAUCAUAUACUGCAGAACAGUUCCAAUGGAAAGUAUCCUAACUGUUUUAUAUGAAACUUCUUUGUUUUGUUGUGUUGGAGAUUGUACCCAGAGUCUCAUGCAUACUAGGAAGGCACUCUGUCUUUGACCUACAUCCCCAGCCCAGCUAUUUUAUAUGCUAAAACCUUUAAUUUUAUUUUUAAAAAAUCUUGGAAGGCUAUCUAUAUUUUUGGAGAAUCAAAAAAGGAAUGGAUUCCAAAAUCCUGACCCUGUUCUUUAAAAGAUGAAUCACUGCUCUUGAUCUUUAGGAUGUGCUUCAUUGAGUAAAUAUUAAUUUAACUUUUUCUUAGUGUUUAAUUUUUCUUUUUGGAGUUCUGUAUUGUUGCUACCCUUUUUUCUAUUUUGCUUUUUUUUCUCUUUAAAUAAAUUUUUUUAAAAAGGAACAUAUUUCUAGAAUCACAUUUGAAUUCUGAAUUUUGAAAGAUAUUCCUAGAGAAUUUCCUAAGUACUCUUUCUAGUUAAGAAGUGAAUAUUAAAAUAAUCAUGGUAAGUAAACCUUAGUUUGUUGAUAUUUCUACAGUUGGACAAUGAAAAACUAGAAACAACAUUUCUCAUUCAGGUUUAUUCUUUUAAAAUAGACACAGUAAUGUGUACAUUUAUCUCAGUUGUUGGGAGGCUGAGGUAAGGUCAUUUGAGUCCCAGGAUUCAAGACUAUCCUGGGCAACAUGGUGAGACCACAUUUCAAAAUGUGUUUUAGAAGAAUUUUACAAUUUCCUGGCCUUUAGGAUAUGAAAGAAUAAUAUGCCCUGAUUUGACUCCAUUUCAUUCAAGUUAUUGUAAGUUUUUCAAGAUUUUGAGGGCAUUAGAACCUAAUAUAUUUUAAUCUCGGAUUUUUUUUUUUUGUUUCAUUUAAAUGUCAUUCACUUAAAUGCUUAGCAUUGAAAAGUAUUAUGGAAGAAAAGUGAGUAAAAUGACUCACAAUAGAAAAACUUGUUCCCUUGGGAUAGUUUACAUUUCUGGUGUCAUUGCCACCCUAGAAUGACACUAAGAAUAGAGACUAAGUAAAUUGAAUUAAGUGGACAUUGCAUUGAAGCAAUGAAACAGUAUUCAAGAAGAUACUUCAAAAGACUUUUUGAAAACUAAUGACAGGAGCUGGGGAUGCAGGUCAGCAGCAGAGUGCCUGCCCUGCAAGCACGAGGUCGUGAGUUCAAUGUGUAGUAUCAAAAACAAAAAAAAAAACUAAUGGUACCUUUUUUCCCUUGGGACAAGGGUCAAAGGUACAACUUUACACAAUUUCUGUUUUUGUCAUUGACGGUAGUUUGUUGGUUAAUUGGUUGGUUUCAUUUGUUAGAUAGUAGCUACUCAUUCUUUACUAAGACUCAAGUUCCAAUUAACUGGCCGUUACUUGUCCUCCACUCUGAACAUGGUACAGCUUACUACUCUCCAGAUAGUGCCUUUUAUUGAAAAUAAGGUCUAGACAUUUUAGAGUAUAUUAUUUCUGACAUCAUAAAUCAUUUGGUCCCUAAUUUGUCAUUUACAUAAUAUACUAAUAUUCAAAUUUGAAGUAAAAUAAGUAUAUGAAUUCUUUCAGUAAGGUUCUUUCAUGAUGAGCUUGACUAUUGUAUCAUGUCAGAUAUCGACAGCUAACAUUUUGUGAAAUCAGUGAUAUGUUAAAACGAGUUUUAGCUUGAAAGUUUUGCUGCUUUACAUUAACAAAAUGUUUUAAAAAUAAUUCAUUUUCAUUUAAUUCUACUGAAAUUGUAGAAAUUAAAAUUUCUAGAUAAAAUAGGGAAUGCUAUUUAUAAUCCAAUUUUUAUAUCACAUCCAUUGAUCUACACAUUCCUUUUCACUUCAAAGAAGAUGCUAGAAUAAUAUAUUCAGUAUCCUGCAGAGAUGCAAAGUUAUAAUGUAUUUCAUUUUACUGUUGGCAUUUUUUAUUAUAACAUUGUAUGAUAACCUCAAAUGUUUACUUGUGCCUUUGCUUCAAACAAUUAAAGUUUUCCAUUUUAUAAGAA
Cavia porcellus (domestic guinea pig) is the source of this 10208-nucleotide messenger RNA. It is a transcript of the gene Evi5, whose product is annotated as ecotropic viral integration site 5. Bases 3486 to 5828 code for a protein of 780 amino acids. NCBI's taxonomy places the organism in Eukaryota, Metazoa, Chordata, Mammalia, Rodentia, Caviidae. The record is from RefSeq and is a predicted model, not a curated record. The transcript has 19 exons.